Messenger RNA from Octopus sinensis (East Asian common octopus), 839 nucleotides. RefSeq lists its product as uncharacterized. The coding region runs from base 217 to 495 and encodes 92 amino acids. The record is from RefSeq and is a predicted model, not a curated record. NCBI's taxonomy places the organism in Eukaryota, Metazoa, Mollusca, Cephalopoda, Octopoda, Octopodidae. Gene Ontology annotation, molecular function: ion channel inhibitor activity. The transcript has 4 exons. Gene Ontology annotation, cellular component: extracellular region.
UAGAAUACGAUUCUAACCAACACUCCAUUAACAGUUUUUAGUGAGAGAAGACAGCAAACAAAAUUACGCCGAGGGAACACACAGUCACAUAUACAUACAAAAAAAGAUAAGUAUACGAAAUCAGAAACACUCCGUUGUGUCAAAACCAAACAACGGUCUUGCAAUAACAGAAUCUAAGGUUUGUUCCAGAAAACGUUUCCCUUUCAAACUUGAACCAUGAAGAUUAUAAUCCUGUUAAGUAUUUUAUUAAUUCUUCUCCAGGCCUAUACAGGAACCUCCAGACGAUAUUAUGCAAGACAUAAAUUGGAGGCAUUGGCUCGAUAUCAAAGCCACCGACGACGGAAACAAACUGAAAGAACGUGCUCCAAAUGGCGUGAAACUUGCCAGCCUUGGUCCAACAGCAAAAGCAAAUGCUGCGAUCCUAGCAGUUUAGUAUGCAAGUGCAACCUUUGGAUGCAGAAUUGCAGAUGUGUGAACAAACUUUGGGGUGGAUAAAAUAUUCAUUUACCGAACAGUUCGACAUGAAGAGCUAAAUAUACCGGAAGAAAUAUAGUAGUAAUCUUGCAAAUCUAUUUUAGUAAAGUAGUAUCUCAGCUACUAAUUUUCUUCAAAAUGAUCUCCGAAUUAUUUCACUUAAUUUUAAAUAAAAUAAUCAAUAUAUUUAAAAACAAACAUCAAUCUAAACCUUACCGGAUGGGAAAAACUUACGAAGAAGAGAUAGAAUAAUAUUUUUCGCAUUGUAAACAUACAUUUGUUAGAAAGAUCCUUUGUUGUUUGAAAUGCAAUAAAAUGCCUCAAAAUAUCUUCUGAAUGCUAUUUUAUAUGAGUAAAGAAACAAA